Molecule: messenger RNA, 864 nt
Organism: Seminavis robusta
Lineage: Eukaryota; Bacillariophyta; Bacillariophyceae; Naviculales; Naviculaceae
Source: the annotation of a GenBank genome assembly
AUGGGUUUCCAGGAUCACUUAUGGGUAGCUGGGCAUCCAAAGGAGCAAUCACGUCAGACACCAACUACACCCAAGGAUACGGCAAAACCACUUGAAGGCAUCAGCAGCAGCAGUAGUAGCGACAGUGAUGACAAAGACCUGGGAUCACCCGAAGGUGAAGAUUCGAAAUGUGGAGAACUCCAGCGCCACUGCCAAGAUUUGGAAAAGGCCAGAAAGGAAAGAGUCAAGAGAGAAAAGGAGGCAACGAAACAGGAGCGUAAGACUUCCAAAAAGGGUGAUUCCACAAAGGCCCAAAAGAAGCCUCCAAAGAAGACUGGCACACCCAAGAAGACCAAGCAAAAGCUUCCCAAAUCACCAUGCAAGGAGGUCAAGCAAAAGAAACCUCCAGAAAAACCCAAGCCCAAACCCAAAAAGGGCAAACCGAAGAAGAAAGUGUCUGAUACUAAGACUGCUGGGGUAGCGGAACCUUCUAGAAAACGACGUACAGAGGUCAGCAAAUCUGCAAGGCGGAGAAGCACUGCAACUCAGGAAUGGUCUUACCAUAAAAUGCUAAAGGCUGGGGAAGAUUUCUACUGCCACAACCACAACUGCAGGGCAAGGAUCGCUUUGAUGGACCCUUUCUUCACACACAGAAGGCCCCCCAAUGAGAAUGGGGAGGACCAGGAAGUGUUGCACUACCACACCGGCUGGUAUUGCCUGGGCAUUCCUGUCACCGACAGAGAAGGUUUCCUUGCGGCCGACUUUGGAGACGGUCGUGGUGCUUCUGUGCAAAAUAUGUGUGAGGAUUUCUGGAAGUUGGAGGAGAAGCAGAGGAUGGAUCAGAAGUCUGGUAGAGCUGAUGAGGCCCAUGGUGAGGCUGAUUGA